AUGCCCGUGUGCCACAUAUACUGCCGCACGCAGUACCUGCGGCACCGCCACCUCGACUACCACAAGAUGCUGUUCAGCUGCAACCUGUGCGGGUUCGUGACGCGCGCCAAACAUUUGGCGCGGAACCACUAUCUCAUGCACACUGGAAAGGUGUUCAAAUGCAAGCAAUGUGACGCCACAUUCACGAAAAGCACCUCGUACUAUGGCCACGUGCGCCUUAACCACCCUUCCAAGGACCACGUGUGCGGGAUCUGCGGGGACUCCUUCAUCGGAGCCCUGGGGCUGCGGCAUCACCACGCGAAGGCGCACAAAGAGUUGUCGAAGUCGAAGUUAUCGUGCGAGUCGUGCGGGGUGCAGUUCGCGAGCUCCGAGGCUAUGAGCAGACACACGGACGGACGGACACACUGCGACGCGUCUUUAAAAGCGUGCGCAGAGUGCGGCGCGCUGUUCGACGCGGAGGAGGCGCUCGCGGCGCAUGCGCGGACACAGCACGAGUUCUGCUGCGAGGAGUGCGAGCAAUCGUUCGUGAGCGCUAGUUCGCUGGAGACGCACCACCAGCGCAUACACCUGCGCGUCAAGUGGCCGGCAUACGGCCGCACCAGGGAGAUGAACAAGGAAUACUACAGGAAGUGCGAGCAAUCGUUCGUGAGCGCUAGUUCGCUGGAGACGCACCACCAGCGCAUACACCUGCGCGUCAAGUGGCCGGCAUACGGGCGCACCAGGGAGAUGAACAAGGAAUACUACAGGAAGUGCGAGCAAUCGUUCGUGAGCGCUAGUUCGCUGGAGACGCACCACCAGCGCAUACACCUGCGCGUCAAGUGGCCGGCAUACGGGCGCACCAGGGAGAUGAACAAGGAAUACUACAGGAAGUUCGCUGGAGACGCACCACCAGCGCAUACACCUGCGCGUCAAGUGGCCGGCAUACGGGCGCACCAGGGAGAUGAACAAGGAAUACUACAGGAAGGUUACCACAUUACUACAUUACUUACCUCUCCUCAGUGCGAGCAAUCGUUCGUGAGCGCUAGUUCGCUGGAGACGCACCACCAGCGCAUACACCUGCGCGUCAAGUGGCCGGCGUACGGGCGCACCAGGGAGAUGAACAAGGAAUACUACAGGAAGAUAAAAGAAAGGACGCGACUUCGAGCGCAGGUCGUCUGUGAAAUAUGCGGAGCGAAACUCAUGUCUAACGCGGCCCUGGAGAGGCAUCAGCUCGGGCAGUGCAAGCGAGAGAAAAGCGGCAAGUCGUACAAGUGUCCCUCCUGCGACAAGAUGUGCGCCACCAGGCAGGGGCUGCAGCUGCACGUGACGCUACACACGGGGGAGAAGCCGCACAAGUGCUCGCAGUGCCCGCAGCAGUUCAGGCAGGCGGGCGCGCUCAAGCGGCACCACGCGACGGUGAGAACAAACAGACAGACCGGCACUACGUAUAUAGUCUAUAUACAGCUGCACGUGACGCUACACACGGGGGAGAAGCCGCACAAGUGCUCGCAGUGCCCGCAGCAGUUCAGGCAGGCGGGCGCGCUCAAGCGGCACCACGCGACGGUGAGAACAAACAGACAGACCGGCACUACGUAUAUAGUCUAUAUACAGCUGCACGUGACGCUACACACGGGGGAGAAGCCGCACAAGUGCUCGCAGUGCCCGCAGCAGUUCAGGCAGGCGGGCGCGCUCAAGCGGCACCACGCGACGGUGAGAACAAACAGACAGACCGGCACUACGUAUAUAGUCUAUAUACAGCUGCACGUGACGCUACACACGGGGGAGAAGCCGCACAAGUGCUCGCAGUGCCCGCAGCAGUUCAGGCAGGCGGGCGCGCUCAAGCGACACCACGCGACGGUGAGAACAAACAGACAGACCGGCACUACGUAUAUAGUCUAUAUACAGCUGCACGUGACGCUACACACGGGGGAGAAGCCGCACAAGUGUUCGCAGUGCCCGCAGCAGUUCAGGCAGGCGGGCGCGCUCAAGCGGCACCACGCGACGGUGAGAACAAACAGACAGACCGGCACUACGUAUAUAGUCUAUAUACAGCUGCACGUGACGCUACACACGGGGGAGAAGCCGCACAAGUGCUCGCAGUGCCCGCAGCAGUUCAGGCAGGCGGGCGCGCUCAAGCGGCACCACGCGACGGUGAGAACAAACAGACAGACCGGCACUACGUAUAUAGUCUAUAUACAGCUGCACGUGACGCUACACACGGGGGAGAAGCCGCACAAGUGCUCGCAGUGCCCGCAGCAGUUCAGGCAGGCGGGCGCGCUCAAGCGGCACCACGCGACGGUGAGAACAAACAGACAGACCGGCACUACGUAUAUAGUCUAUAUACAGCUGCACGUGACGCUACACACGGGGGAGAAGCCGCACAAGUGCUCGCAGUGCCCGCAGCAGUUCAGGCAGGCGGGCGCGCUCAAGCGACACCACGCGACGGUGAGAACAAACAGACAGACCGGCACUACUGCCCGCAGCAGUUCAGGCAGGCGGGCGCGCUCAAGCGGCACCACGCGACGGUGA
Cydia fagiglandana is the source of this 2508-nucleotide messenger RNA. Its product is annotated as zinc finger protein 729-like. Lineage: Eukaryota; Metazoa; Arthropoda; Insecta; Lepidoptera; Tortricidae. The coding region runs from base 1 to 2508 and encodes 835 amino acids. The record is from RefSeq and is a predicted model, not a curated record. The transcript is spliced from 13 exons.